GAAUGCUCUGGCGGUGAACGCUCUGGCUGCGAAUGCUCUGUCUGAUUUGACGCUGGUUACUGUGAUUGUUUCGUCGUCUUUACAAGCGCGACAAGCGCGACAAGCGCUGGUGUCGAGUAUCUCCUGGGUAGUGAAGCUUGACCAUCGUCCAAGGCUUCCGUAGCAGUAGCGUCAUAUGGUACCGGGCCCUACCCGCUAUCACGAACCCCAGCAACUCCACGUUCACCACCGCGCGCAUUCACAGAUUGUGCUACCACCACAUUCGCCUUGAGAGCCUGAUAUAGUAUACAGGAAAACACUCUCGCUGUGGUGGCAUCACUGGAGUCGCCUGCUACGACAGCGCGCAUCGAUUCAACUACCAUUAGCCCCCACGCUGCCUGGCAACCAUGAAUAUCGUGGAAUGGGCAUUUGGAAAGCGCAUGACGCCGGCGGAGCGUCUGCGCAAACACCAGCGAGCGCUCGAGAAGACGCAACGGGAACUCGACCGAGAGCGCGUGAAGCUCGAGAACCAGGAGAAGAAGCUGGUUGCAGACAUUAAGAAGAGCGCCAAGAAUGGACAGAUGGGACCACUGCGUAUACAGGCAAAGGAUCUCGUACGGACAAGGAGAUACAUCCAGAAGUUCUACCAGAUGAGGACACAGCUGCAGGCGAUAUCGCUGAGGAUACAGACUGUCCGCAGUAACGAGCAGAUGAUGCAGUCUAUGAAGGGAGCAACAACAUUGCUGGGGAGCAUGAACAGGCAGAUGAACCUGCCGGCCCUGCAGCGCAUCGCCAUGGAGUUCGAGAAGGAGAACGACAUUAUGGACCAGCGACAGGAGAUGAUGGACGAUGCUAUCGACGACGCUACUGGCAUGGAGGAUGAAGAGGAGAGCGAAGACGUCGUGAACCAGGUCUUGGAUGAAAUAGGCAUCGACCUUGGCCAAGCACUGGGAGAGACACCAAGUGGCCUCCAGAAGACUGCUGUGCCUGAAGGCAGGGUAGCGCAGGCAAUCGGCGGCGGCGCUGACCCUGACGAUGAUGACCUCCAGGCACGAUUAGACAGCCUGAGGAGAUAAUGAUGUGUUGUAUUAUGUUCUCUUGCAGACCUUGCUCUGCCUACACCUAUCUAGUAUGAGCAACGCUGUGAUGGUCCUCAAGUUGCAGACUAUCACGUAGCCCUCUGUGGCAACAAUGUCUCAUACCUAUCCAUCAAGAUACUGGGGCUGCUUGCAACCGCUGCUUUCGUGCUGUGUACCGCUCGAUAUGGCACUCCAUCCGUCUGUAUCUCUCCGCGGCAGACUAGGAAUUAGCUAC
Macroventuria anomochaeta is the source of this 1293-nucleotide messenger RNA. RefSeq names its product Snf7-domain-containing protein. The transcript has 5 exons. Gene Ontology annotation, cellular component: multivesicular body; ESCRT III complex. The record is from RefSeq and is a predicted model, not a curated record. Bases 387 to 1055 code for a protein of 222 amino acids. Gene Ontology annotation, biological process: protein transport; late endosome to vacuole transport; endosome transport via multivesicular body sorting pathway. Lineage: Eukaryota; Fungi; Ascomycota; Dothideomycetes; Pleosporales; Didymellaceae.